AUGCAAACCAAAACAAGUUCGAGCAGAUUUGUUCGAAUUUUUCAGCUACGGAGCCCGUCGAAAACAGAAAAGGACGCCGAAGCGGCGAGUUCUACGACUGAGAAGCCAUCGAGCACGAGCUCAGUCCCUUCCUCCACAAUUCCUGAAAAAUCUUCGCCUACUACUAAACGACGAUUCCGGCAUGACGUCGCUGUACUUCGAGCGCUGGCCAUAAUUGCCGUGCUGGGCUACCAUUUUGCUCCCAAAUACUUCCCGCUUGGAUUUUAUGGGGUGGACUUAUUCUUCGUGAUCUCCGGGUAUUUAAUCAUGGGUAUUCUGGCGAGUGACCGGUCGCCAUACUACAUGAAGAUUUACAAUUUUUACUACAAACGUUUGCGGCGUAUCUGCCCGCUAUAUUAUUUUGUGUUGUUGGCGAUUGGCUUUUCCUCAAUCUUCAUCUAUUCGGCCGGGUGGUUGACCAGAUUUCUCGGCCAUUUCCGGCAAGCAUUGAUGAUGUAUCUAAACGUGGAUUUGUUGUUCAGCGAUGGUGACUAUUUUGCGGAGGCCACCGAAGCGAUGCCAUUUCUACAUGCUUGGUCACUGGCCGUCGAGAUGCAAUUCUAUUUGGUGGCCCCAGCCAUCUAUUUUAUGGCCAGCGUACGGUGCUCAAAACUGGGCCCACUGGGUCUCUACGCAUUGGCCGUCCUGUUAUUUUCAUCCCUAAUCUUCGACUAUCUCGUCAAUGCCGCCUAUUCCUUCUACUUUCCCUUUUCGAGGCUUUGGCAAUUUGCGGCCGGGAUGUUGGCCUGUGCUUUGUCGAAAGGAGAUGGCGAAGACUCGAAAGCAUCCACGAAAAUCGAGCUGAUCCCCGUGUUCACCGUACCCUUCCUAUGUACCUUAUUCCUGCCCUGGGGGCAGCUGAUAGUUUUCGCAAAGGAGGCGAAAAUUGUGGUGACGCUGGCAGCGGCUGCGUUUCUGGGGACCGCCUCUUAUGGAAGUACUAUCGAUUGGUCGAGGGCUCGACUCGGAUAUAUCGCCGCAAUAUCAUAUUCGCUAUAUUUAAUCCACUACCCAGUGCUGCGGUACGCCGAAUAUUUGCAGCCGUAUUUCUUCCCCGGCACUUCCGUGCUCCUCGUUGCCCUUCCCCUCUCCCUUCUGCUGAGCAUCAUAAUCCACGAGUUCUUCGAAAAACCCCAACUACGCGCCGCUCCAAUUGACACCGCCAAAAAUAUUCUCCUGCCGCUGAUCGUUGGGCUGUUGUUCGCCCAAUUCUGGCCAAAUGCCGCUCAUCCAUUUCAACCAGAAGAUAGCAACACAAAUAUACGAAACAUCGAGACGAAAUAUAAACUGGAGGGUGGCCAUUAUGUGGAUGAUGGCUUUUUGGAUGGACACUCGGUGUCACCACCGCCGUUUGGACAUUACGAAUGGCUGAACAACACUGGCAACUUGAGCGUGGUUGUUGUCGGCAAUUCGUGGGCCAGCCAGCAGGCACAUAUAGUCCGGGAGCUGCUCCCUGAAAAUGUAACGUCAAGCAUGGACGCGUUCACUUUCCCGUCACGCGGUGUGAUAUGGCAUUAUUUGAAGGGAGGCACCGAGAUUUUUUGGCGUUUUAUGGAAAAGAAGCGCCCGAAAAUCGUCUUCAUCGUGCAAAGAUACGUAGACGUGUUGGGCGAUUUGGAUGCGUAUAGGCCAGGGAAUGACACCCUGCUGGAGAAAUAUAUGGAGAGUAUCGAUCGACUGAGCAAAUUCGCCGACCACAUCUUCAUCCUUGGCCAUCAGCCGUUUGAUUGUAGCGAUGCGACGCACGAUUUUCUCAACAGAUUUGUGGAUCAUUUGAAUUUCGGCAAGAAUGUCGACAUUUUUAAUGAGCCGUAUGAUAAAACCCAAUUCGAUGCAGUUUCGGUGCGGCAGAGAUUGCGGGCUGUUUUGAAGAGAUGUCAGAAGUGUCAUCUAAUCGAUCCGGCGAUACCGUUUAUUGACGAAACCGCGCAUUUAAUCCGGACGUUCGACCCGGCGACUCGGCUGGCCUACCGCGAUAACGGGUGUCAUUUGACGCAUACCGGAAUUGAUCUCAUUACUAGCGUCUAUAGACGUGUUAUGAGUGCAUUGUUGGUGAUGGCCGCAUUAAUGAUCGUGCAUACCAUGCUUGUGCUGAUUGCCGUCACGGAUCCAGGCGUACGGUAUGCGGCCAGGCGGCGCUUUGCUCGAUUGGUCCAGCGGGAUACGGCAAACAGCUGGGAUGGCGUCGUCUCAACCGCUGUCUUUGUCGAGAGCAUGGAUGCUUUAAAUUUCGACAUUAUUACCGGAAGGCUGCGGUACUUUCAACGCCAGCUGGACCGCCCCAACGACACCUAUUGGCAAUUCUUUUUCCGGCUUGAUGAGAGUGGGACCUGCCCAAGCUUUUCCUUGAGUGAAAACGCUACCGUAAUCUCAACGAAUCCCCUGCUCGAAGCAGGGAACCCGGAGAAAUACCCCAUUAAUGUUGCGAGGAAUUUGGCGCGGAAAUUCGGGCCUCCGCAUCGAUAUUUGCUGUUUGCCGAUAUGGAUCAGGAAUAUUCGUUGGGUGCCGAGGAAAAGCUACGGGCGUAUGCAACAAGCCGAAAAAUUGAGGAAAACGAUGAGCUGCUCGUGAUCAGAAGAUUUGAGCACAAAACGGGAACCAAAGCACCACGCGCCACUCGCGAUCUGCGCUCCCGGUUGAACAAAACGGUGUUCUACUUUCACGAGAAAUACUUUACGCUCGGCCACCGUAUCCCGAAUUUGACGGAAUGGUCGCAGCGAGGAGAGGAUUCCAUGGCCGUGCAAGCCAUCCGGCGUCCAAACAAAUUCUGGGAGCCAAUGUUCGUCGCGGCGGCCGACAUACCGUACCACGACGAGGCGUUGGUGUAUCAGCAGAAGAACCAUCUGACGUUGCGCUGGGACCUGUGUGCGAUGGGCUACAAAUUCCUGGUGGUGGACGCCGUGUUUAACACCCACGAGGGGAUUAAAGAUCUACAAGACGUGGGCCCGUAUCGCUUCCGAUCUGUCGUGAGUUUUACCCGUUAUCUU
This is a messenger RNA of Mesorhabditis spiculigera, 3027 nucleotides long. The record is from the annotation of a GenBank genome assembly. NCBI's taxonomy places the organism in Eukaryota, Metazoa, Nematoda, Chromadorea, Rhabditida, Rhabditidae.